Molecule: messenger RNA, 921 nt
Organism: Phaedon cochleariae (mustard beetle)
Lineage: Eukaryota; Metazoa; Arthropoda; Insecta; Coleoptera; Chrysomelidae
Source: the annotation of a GenBank genome assembly
AUGUUGCCUGCCUAGAAGCUAUGGUCGAACGAUCCGUCGAUACGAGUCGUUUGUUUGGACGAUCUGAAACUUCGGAUUCAAAGGUUCGUACCUCAAUUCAGAGGCUCCUCGCAACAGGAUGCACAAGAAUCUCUUUGUUACCUGCUGGAAGGGCUGCACGAGGACGUCAACAUGGUCGUAGAUGAACCGAACCCGAACCCAAAGCCUGUUCUUAUGGAAAUCGACAAAUCAUUGAGUAUUAAUGUCGAAGCAAUGGAUUCGUGGUCGAGAUACUUGAGAAUGAAUAAUUCUAAGUUCGUCUAUAAUUUUGUCGGGCAGUUCAAGUCUACUUUGAGAUGCACCUUUUGUGGCAAUUGUUCGGAGACAUUCAACCCAUUUUGGGAGUUGUCUUUACCGAUACCACAGCGAUCAGGCCAACUCAGCUUGUCUCGUUGCUUGGACUCGUUUACGAGUGUUGAGAUUUUAGACGACGAGGAGAAACCAACUUGCUUGAUGUGUAAAGAAAAAAGGAAUUGUUUGAAGUCAUUAUUCAUCCACAAGUUCCCUAAAAUUUUAGUUAUACAUCUGAAACGUUUCUCGCAGACUGUAGAGUUCAGUGAGAAACUAAACACAAUUGUCGACUUCCCCUUGAUCGGCUUGGACAUGAGCCCCUAUGCAGCUGAAGACAUCGUACCAUGUCCUUAUAAUCUGUACGCUAUCUCAAAUCACAGCGUACCACCUACAUCGGACACUACACAGCCUACUGCAGACAUCUAUAUACGAAAAUUUGGCACGAGUACAAUGAUUCCCUGGUUUCUUCAAUUUCGUCGAAUUGUCUCGUCAGUGGGGAUGCUUAUAUUCUUUUUUACCAACAACGGGCUCACCCCAAAAACGAACAACAUGAUGGUGACUCUGUCAAGAGCUACUGCUCCUGCUCCAUAG